AUGCGUCAACUUCAAACAAUUCUGGUGUUGAUGACCCUGGUGAACCCCUCCUUCCGCGCCCUCGAGCAACUACCUUCCGCAACCACCUUCGCAGGGCUUUGCCGCGCGGCGGCGGAGGUGGAGAUCCAGAAGGCCCCCGAGAAGGCGGAGAUGUUUGUGACCACGUCGCACUUGUACAAGAGACAUUUGGCCAAGUAUUUUUGUGAGGGGAGUGCAUCGUCAUCACCUCGUGCAGAUUCCCUGAUAGCUCUUGAACUUGGAGUGUACCAUGGCCACACCACAGCUGUUUUGGCAGCGAUCUUCAAGAAAAUCAUUUCGGUGGACAUCGAGAAGGAAUACUUAGAGAUUGCGGCCAAGCACUGUGAUGGGCACGCGAAUGUGGUUUUUCUUCACAUGGACUUGAUGGCCGAUGAUUGGGGCCUCUUCGCCAGCAACCGUGUGAAUGUAGCGAUCAUUGACGCCAAUCACCACUACGAACAUGUGAGGGCCGAUGCACAGAAUGCCCUGCGCCACCUGCCGCAGCUGCAGUACCUGGUCUUCGAUGAUUACAAUGAAGAUGGGGUGGCCCUGGCAGUAGAUGAGCUGGAACAUGCAGAUGUUUUAGUGGAGUGCGAGGCGAUAGGACAUGGUUGGAAUGGAUCUUUGUGGGAAUUCUGGGACUGGGACCCUGCCAGUGGUCAACAGUUCAGGAGGUGGACCAAUCGAUCAGAAGGGAAAAUCUGCAAGCGCGGCCCUGGAGCUGAAGGGACACACCUUCGUCCAAGCUUUGCAGAUCGACGCUUCUUCCUUUAUCGGCAGCCUUUGACGCACUUGUGUCAGGCUGGCGUGGUGCGUUUCCUUCCGAACGGGACCUUGUUGACAUCUGCCUGGGACAGUGGGAGAUGGACCGUGGAUUCAAGACCUGGGAGGGAUGUGUUGAUGGUACAUCUGCCUGGCAUGUUGAUGGAGCCUAUGGAACUCUUCUUCAAUUUCGGCCGAACGGCUUUCUAUUUGUCUCGAAGAGGCAGUUUAGAGGCGGAUUGGUUUGGCAUUGGUGACCAUUUGGUCCAUCGCCCUUUUCAAUUUGCGAGUAAUUUGUUCUGA
Durusdinium trenchii is the source of this 1083-nucleotide messenger RNA. NCBI's taxonomy places the organism in Eukaryota, Dinophyceae, Suessiales, Symbiodiniaceae. The record is from the annotation of a GenBank genome assembly.